Octodon degus (degu) is the source of this 3563-nucleotide messenger RNA. It is a transcript of the gene Gmeb1, whose product is annotated as glucocorticoid modulatory element binding protein 1. Gene Ontology annotation, cellular component: nucleus. NCBI's taxonomy places the organism in Eukaryota, Metazoa, Chordata, Mammalia, Rodentia, Octodontidae. Gene Ontology annotation, biological process: positive regulation of transcription by RNA polymerase II. The coding region runs from base 565 to 2259 and encodes 564 amino acids. The transcript has 10 exons. Gene Ontology annotation, molecular function: DNA-binding transcription activator activity, RNA polymerase II-specific; RNA polymerase II cis-regulatory region sequence-specific DNA binding. The record is from RefSeq and is a predicted model, not a curated record.
GGGCGAGCCCGGCAGUGGGGGGCCUCGCGCCCCCGGAGCUGGGGUCCCGGAAGUCCUCGGCCAGGGGGCCAGCGUGAUUCCGGACGGCGUCGUUCGGGCUCCCGGGACCCCGGCGAGGGGCCUGAACCGCCGGGGGUGUCCCCACCGGCGGGGUCCGGGAGCCCCGGCGCUUCCGCCAAAAACUGGGAGUGGCCCGGGUCCAGCCGGGGAGGGGGCGACGGUGCGGCGAUCGCGGAGGCCGCGGGAACAGUUCAGCGGAGCGGCGGCGGGAGCUAGCGCAGAGAGGGGUUCCGCGGAGGAAGGGAGGGUCUGGCCGCCAUCGGAGAGGCAGGCGCGCUGGAAUCCCGGGCAUUUAGCCGAGGGGGAAGGAGCCAGGUCCUGGGCUAGGGGGCGAGGAGGAAGCUCCUGGGGACAGUGAGCAGCCCUCGAGCUUCCCGCGGAGGCGGCUGCAGGAAGACUCCCGGAGCCCCCCGAAGUGGGGAAUGAGAGGGUCCACCUGAGAGGGACGGGCAGCUAGUGCGCACCUCUUCUCAGCAGCCCCACAGACCUGACUUCAUGUGAAAAAUGGCAAAUGCAGAAGUGAGUGUCCCAGUGGGAGAUGUCGUUGUGGUCCCCACUGAAGGAAAUGAAGGGGGAAACCCAGAAGACACGAAGACCCAAGUGAUCUUGCAGUUACAACCUGUGCAACAGGGGAUUUAUGAACCCGGGUCAGAGAACAACACGGCAGUUGUAGCAGUGGAGACUCACACAAUACACAAAAUUGAAGAAGGAAUUGAUGCAAGCACUAUAGAAGCAAAUGAGGACAUGGAAAUUGCUUACCCUAUAACUUGUGGGGAGAGCAAAGCCAUCCUCCUCUGGAAGAAGUUUGUGUGUCCAGGAAUAAAUGUGAAGUGUGUCAAGUUUAAUGAUCAGCUGAUCAGCCCUAAGCAUUUUGUUCAUCUGGCUGGCAAGUCCACUCUGAAGGACUGGAAGAGAGCCAUUCGCUUGGGUGGAAUCAUGCUCAGGAAAAUGAUGGACUCCGGACAGAUUGAUUUUUACCAACAUGACAAAGUGUGCUCCAAUACAUGCAGAAGCACCAAAUUUGAUCUUCUGAUUAGCAGCGCGAGAGCUCCAGUGCCGGGACAGCAGACAAGUGUGGUGCAGACACCCACUUCGGCCGAUGGUGGCAUCACACAGAUCGCCAUCUCUGAAGAGAGCAUGGAGGAGGCGGGGCUGGAGUGGAACUCAGCGCUCACUGCUGCCGUCACCAUGGCCACCGAGGAAGGUGUGAAGAAAGACUCGGAGGAAAUUUCAGAAGACACUUUGAUGUUCUGGAAAGGAAUAGCUGACGUAGGGCUGAUGGAAGAGGUUGUCUGCAACAUCCAGAAGGAAAUAGAGGAGCUGCUCAGGGGAGUUCAGCAGCGGCUCCUCCAGGCUCCAUUCCAGGUCACAGAUGCGGCUGUCCUCAACAACGUAGCGCAUACAUUUGGCCUAAUGGACACAGUCAAGAAAGUUUUGGACGACAGAAGGAGCCAAGCAGAACAGGGAGGAGAGCAGUCUCUCUGUGCUCUGGCAGACUUGGAACGCCAGUUGGAAGAGCAAAAGAAGCAAGCCCAGGACCAUAGGCUAAAAUCCCAGACAGUUCAAAACGUGGUACUGAUGCCUGUGAGCACUCCCAAACCUCCCAAAAGGCCGCGGCUCCAGCGGCCAGCCUCCACCACUGUCCUGAGCCCUUCUCCUCCCGUCCAGCAGCAGCCUCAGUUCACAGUCAUCUCACCCAUCACCAUCACCCCCAUGGGUCAGUCCUUUUCCAUGGGCAAUAUUCCAGUAGCCACACUCAGCCAGGGCUCCAGCCCUGUGACUGUCCACACACUGCCUUCUGGCCCUCAGCUCUUCCGCUACGCCACAGUGGUCUCCUCUGCCAAGAGUAGCUCACCAGACACGGUGACCAUCCACCCAUCAUCUAGCCUGGCACUGCUAAGCUCCACCACCAUGCAAGAUGGCAGUGCCCUGGGCAACAUGGCAACCAUGGUGAGCCCUGUGGAGCUGGUGGCCAUGGAGUCCGGCUUGACCUCGGCAAUCCAGGCAGUGGAAAGCACCUCGGAGGAUGGGCAGACCAUCAUUGAAAUUGACCCAGCCCCAGAUCCUGAGGCUGAAGACACUGAGAGCAAAGCAGUCAUCUUGGAGACAGAGCUGAGGACUGAGGAGAAAGUUGUGGCCGAGAUGGAAGAACAUCAGCAUCAAGUCCACAAUGUGGAAAUUGUAGUCUUAGAGGACUAAUGGGGUCUCGGGGCCAGGAGAUGUGUUUCGGUUUGGAAUUUUAAUUAUUUGUUUAUUUUUAUCAUUGUCCCACUCAUUUCCACAUAGGAUCCUUUUUUACAAAAACAAAAUCUCGUUGUAACUGAAAAUGUUGCCCCAUCCUCUCAUUCAAAAGUGGACAAACAAGCUACCCUUCCACAAGUUGAGAGGUCACUCAAUGUCCUAGUCAUCUAAGAAAGUUAUCUCUUUUAGAGGAGGCAUUGAAGGAACCAGAACACUUUUCAGACUAGUCUAGUCUAUCUGUGUACACUUGGUCUUAUGCUUGUAAAGAUGCAUUGACCAAACUCUGGAAUGCAGAUGUGGCGCUGGAAGGCAACUCAGUGUUAUGUUUUUGUAUCCUUGAAAGGCUCUGCCACAAAUGGAAGUUGAACUCUGCUUGGAGGGGAAGGUAGCUCACCAGUAACAGCUUAGAAAGGGAAGUGCUUUGUCAAGGACGGGCAAGGCUCUUAUCUUUCUUCCUGAAAUGUAACUGAUGCUGCUUGAGAUCUCUGAGGGUUGCUACCAGGGGUGCUGUGUUGCUGGUAAGUGGAAGGGCUCAUCUCCACAGAACAAGUGGCAGCAGUGGCCUGUGGUUUUGCAGAAACAGAAAUCAAGGAAUGCCACAGCUGUGCUUUGAGAUUCAAAGCUGGCUCACCUUGUCCUCCACUUUGUCAAAGCACUUACCCUCCCAACCUGGGGUCAGUCCAUUCAUUUGUAGACUAUGUGAUAUGGUUUAAAUUGCUCUGGUUCUUGAACUGUGGCUGUCACUGGGCUGGGGCUCCAAAGCCAUCGUUUCUAUUGCAUGUCUCCAGGAGCAGGGAAGUUCCUCAUCCAGACUAGCUGCCUAGUCAGUAGGGCCUGUUUGGUUUGGUUUGGCUUUGGAACUAAAAGCAGCCACUCAUUUUGGUGCUUCCUCUUGUUCUCCCUCCCAUCCCUCAACUCAGUGGCGUCUGUCCCCGAGACCCACACUCUUCAGCUUUUUGGCUGAUUUGGAAAAAUGACAGAUGCCUGCCUACCUUCAACCCCUUUUAGACUCACUUGUACCACAGAGUUUCUGUAAGAGAUUGAGUUCUUACAAACCUUAGGUGGAAACACCACCAGCCCUUCCUGAGGCCCCAGCUAGCUGUCUCCUGGGUGAGCAGAUUCUCUGUGAAAGAAACAUUGCCUAUGUCGUUGUACUCUGGAAAGUGCACCAGGAACAUCAGUAAUAAUGUCUUUGAGGGUGUUUUGUUUUGUUGUGUUUCUUUUUUCUUUUUCUCCAUAAAUGUUUAUAUAUUUGGAGCUGG